Messenger RNA from Puma concolor (puma), 2955 nucleotides. Lineage: Eukaryota; Metazoa; Chordata; Mammalia; Carnivora; Felidae. The record is from RefSeq and is a predicted model, not a curated record.
AUGGUCCACAUCUCCAUAUCCCUGUCCCCCAUCCUGCUGGGCCCUGGCUGGGAAGGCCAACUUUCUCUCUUUGCAGGAACGGUGCCAUCGGAGACCCCAAGUGUCUGUGCCUCAGACCCGUGCGCUCCAGGGGCCGAGUGCCAGGCUAUGGAGAAUGGUGGCUACACCUGUGGGCCCACGGAGCCCCGGGGCUGUGCCAGCCAGCCAUGCCACCAUGGUGCUCUGUGUGUGCCCCAGGGCCCAGAUCCCAAUGGCUUCCGCUGCUACUGCGUGCCCGGAUUCCAGGGCCCACGCUGUGAGCUGGACAUUGACGAGUGUGCAUCCCGGCCCUGCCACCACGGGGCUACCUGUCGCAACCUGGCUGAUCGCUAUGAGUGCCACUGCCCCCUUGGCUAUGCAGGGGUGACCUGCGAGACGGAGGUGGACGAGUGUGCCUCGGGGCCCUGCCUGCAUGGGGGCUCGUGCCUGGACGGCGUGGGCUCCUACCGCUGCGUGUGCGCGCCGGGCUACGGGGGCGCGAGCUGCCAGCUGGACCUGGACGAGUGCCAGAGCCAGCCGUGCGCGCACGGGGGCCGGUGCCACGACCUGGUCAACGGGUUCCGGUGCGACUGCGCGGACACGGGCUACGAGGGCGCGCGCUGCGAGCAGGAGGUUCUGGAGUGCGCGUCGGCUCCCUGCGCGAACAACGCGUCCUGCCUCGAGGGCCUCGGGACCUUCCGCUGCCUCUGCUGGCCAGGCUACAGUGGCCAGCGGUGCGAGGUGGACGAGGACGAGUGUGCGUCGGGCCCCUGCCGGCAUGGGGGACAGUGCCUGCAGCGCUCAGACCCAGCCCUCUACGGAGGCGUCCAGGCUGCCUUCCCCGGCACCUUCAGCUUCCGUCACGCUGAGGGUUUCCUAUGCCGCUGCCCUCCGGGCUUUGAGGGGGACGAAUGUGACGUGGAUGUGGACGAGUGUGCCUCACGGCCAUGCCUCAGUGGAGGCCGCUGCCAGGACCUGCCCAAUGGCUUCCAGUGCCACUGUCCGGAUGGCUACACAGGCCUGACGUGUCAGGAAGAUGUGGACGAAUGCCUGUCGGAGCCCUGCCUCCAUGGCGGGACCUGUGAUAACACCGUGGCAGGCUAUACCUGCUGGUGCCCGGAGACCUGGGGCGGGCACGACUGCUCUGUGCGGCUCACCGGCUGCCAGGGCCACACUUGCCCACCUGCUGCCACCUGCAUCCCCAUCUUCAAGUCUGGGCUCCAUAGCUAUGCCUGCCGCUGCCCACCUGGUACCCACGGACCUUUUUGUGGCCAGAACACCACCUUCUCUGUGGUGGCUGGGAGCCCUGUGCGGGCCUCGGUGCCAGCUGGAGGUCCCCCGGGUCUGGCACUGAGGUUUCGCACCACACUACCUGCCGGUGCCUUGGCCACUCGCACUGACACUCAGGACAGCUUGGAGCUGGCACUGGCGGGGGGCACGCUUCAGGCCACACUCUGGAGCCAUGGCAACGCCACCGUGCUUCCCCUGGGGCCGCUGGACCUGGCCCUAAAUGAUGGCCACUGGCACCAAGCCGAGAUUUCGCUCCGCCCGGGGGUCCUGGAGCUGCGGCUCUGGCAUGAGGACUGCCCUGCCCGGCUGUGUGUGGCUUCCAGUCCUGUGGCCCCAGCUCCUGUGGCUUCCGCGGCCCCGACGCCUGCCAGGUUCUGCUCCGCCCAGCUGGGUGGCACAGCCUUCGAAGGCUGCCUCCAGGACGUGCGUGUGGACGGUCACCUCCUGCUGCCUGAGGAUCUCGGCAAGAAUGUCCUCCUGGGCUGCGAGCGCCGUGAACAGUGUCAGCCUCCGCCUUGUGCCCAUGGAGGGGCCUGCGUGGACCUGUGGACUCACUUCCACUGCAAAUGCCCCCGGCCCUACAGUGGUCCUACAUGUGCUGAUGAGGUUCCUGCUGCCACCUUUGGCUUGGGGGGCACCCUGAGCUCUGCCUCCUUCUUGCUCCACCAGCUGCCAGGCCCCAACCUCACCGUGUCCUUCCUCCUCCGUACUCGGGAACCUGCUGGCCUGCUGCUCCAACUUGCCAAUGACUCAGUAGCUGGGCUAACAGUAUUCCUGAGCAAGGGCCAGAUCCAGGCUGAGGUGCUGGGCGGGCCCGCUCUGGUGCUCCCUGGGCGCUGGGAUGAUGGGCUCCGCCACCUGGUGACGCUCAGCUUCGGGCCUGACCAGCUGCAGGGCUUGGGGCAGGAGGUGCACGUGGGUGGGAGGCUCCUCCCUGCGGACGCCCAGCCCUGGGGUGGGCCCUUCCGAGGCUGCCUCCAGGACCUGCGACUCAAUGGCCUCCACCUCCCAUUCUUUACGCCGCUGCCGGGGAACUCAAGCCAGCCCGGUGAGCUGGGCAGCAGGCAGUCCCGGAACCUCACCAUGGGCUGCGUCUCCGAGGACACAUGCAGUCCUGACCCCUGUCUCAAUGGUGGAAUGUGUCUCGUCACCUGGAAUGACUUCCACUGCACCUGCCCUGUCAACUUCACGGGGCCAACAUGUGCCCAGCAGCUGUGGUGUCCUGGCCAGCCCUGCCUCCCGCCUGCCACCUGCGAGGAGGUCCCCGAUGGCUUUGUCUGUGUGGCCGAAGCCACGUUCCGCGAGGGCCCCGCCGUCGCUUUCAGCGGGCACAACGCGUCGUCGGGGCGCUUGCUCAGCGGCCUCUCGCUGGCCUUCCGCACGCGUGACUCCGAGGCCGCUCUGCUGCGCGCCGCCGCGGGCAAGAGCCUGCCGCUGCCACUGCCGUUCCCACUGCUGGAGGUGGCGGUGCCCGCGGCCUGCGCCUGCCUCCUCCUCCUCCUCCUGGGCCUCCUCUCAGGGAUCCUGGUGGCCAGGAAGCGCCGCCAGUCAGAGGGCACCUACAGCCCGAGCCAGCAGGAGGUGGCUGGGGCCCGGCUGGAGAUGGACAGUGUCCUCAAGGUGCCGCCUGAGGAGAGACUCAUCUAG